Molecule: messenger RNA, 2812 nt
Organism: Drosophila miranda
Lineage: Eukaryota; Metazoa; Arthropoda; Insecta; Diptera; Drosophilidae
Product: probable ATP-dependent RNA helicase DDX10
Exons: 2
Coding region: 94-2610 (838 amino acids)
Biological process (GO): rRNA processing
Cellular component (GO): nucleus
Molecular function (GO): ATP binding; RNA helicase activity; nucleic acid binding
Source: RefSeq, a predicted model, not a curated record
AUACAAAUUCAUCGCAACUUGAUUCCCGCGUGCAAGCAGAACGUGUGUUUUGAUUAUAGGCGAACAUUAAAGAGAAUAUAUAAUUUCCAAGGAAUGCAACGACACAAACCCAAGAGGUCUGGAAAACCAAGGCCGUACCCCAAGCCGAACAAUGGGCAACCAAGCCCCAAUAACAAGCAGAAACGUCCCAGGCCAGAGUACAACAAGUCAAAACUGGCGGCCAACGAUUUAGAAAUCCGUGAGCUCCAGGAGAGAUACAAAGAGAUCGAUGCACAGGCCAUCAAGAAGUUCGCGCAGUUUCCACUCUCCAAAAAGACUCAAAAGGCCUUGGCCGAAGCCAAAUUCGUAAAUCCAACGCAAGUGCAACUAGAAAGCCUCGGACCAGCAUUGCUGGGUAAGGAUGUGCUAGGCGCCGCUGUCACCGGCAGUGGAAAGACCUUGGCAUUCCUCAUUCCCGUCUUGGAGCACCUGUUUAUCCACAAAUGGUCACGUACGGAUGGAGUGGGCGCUAUAAUCAUCUCGCCCACGCGCGAGUUGGCCUACCAGAUCUUCGAGACCCUUAAAAAGGUGGGCAAGCAUCACGACUUUUCUGCUGGUCUGAUAAUAGGGGGCAAGAAUCUAAAGUUUGAGAGAACGCGAAUGGACCAGUGCAACAUACUGAUCUGCACGCCCGGCCGUCUGCUUCAGCACAUGGACGAGAAUCCGUUGUUCAACACCAGCUCCAUGGAGGUUCUGGUCCUUGACGAGGCGGAUCGCUGCCUGGACAUGGGCUUCCAAAAGACCCUUAAUUCCAUAAUCGAGAACUUUCCUCCAGAACGGCAGACGCUGCUUUUCUCGGCAACGCAGACAAAUACAGUUCAGGAUUUGGCGAGACUCAAUCUAAAAGAUCCCGUCUAUGUGGGAUAUGGUGGCCAGUCAGCAGCUUCCACCUCGUCGUCCGCAUCGGCAUCCACAUCCAUAAAGGAGGGUAGUCAGACGACUGCCGUUCUGGCAGUUCCGGAGCUGCUGCAGCAGAGCUAUGUGGUGCUCAAUCUGGAGGACAAAAUCACCAUGCUUUGGUCGUUCAUCAAAAACCACUUGAAGCAGAAGAUAAUCGUGUUCGUGUCCAGCUGCAAGCAGGCCAAGUAUCUCUAUGAGAUCUUCUGCAAACUGAGGCCGGGCUGCCCGCUGCUCGCCCUCUACGGCACCCUGCACCAGGAUCGCCGCAUCGCCAUCUACGAAGACUUCUUGCGCAAGAGUCACGUGGUCAUGUUCUCCACAGACGUGGCCUCGCGCGGCCUCGACUUCCCCGCCGUCAACUGGGUUGUCCAGCUGGACUGUCCCGAAGAUGUCUCCCAGUACAUCCAUCGAGCGGGUCGCUCCGCCCGCAACAAAACCCGUGGCGAGUGCCUUCUGGUCCUGACUCCCAGCGAAGAAGAUUACAUGAUCAGAGCGCUGAAGGAGCAGCUCAACCUCAACAUUCACUGCGUCCAGAUCGAUCCAAAAAAGCUUUUUUCGCCGCGCGUCAAGAUCGAGGCAUUCUUGGCCCAGUUUCCCGAACUGCGGGCCACCGCUCAGCGUGCCUUCCUCUCAUACCUUAAGUCCGUCUUCCUCAUGCGUAACAAGCGUCUGUUCAAUGUGUUCAGUCUGGACCUGGACGCCUACGCACAGUCGCUGGGCCUGGCGGUCACGCCGCGUGUCCCCUUCCUGGAGAAGUUCCUUUGGCGACAGAAACAGCUCCAGCAGCAGCAGAGUUCUGCAGAGGGCCCUGCGGGCGCCAGUCAGAGCCCCAGUACCGCAUUGCCUAAGAUAACCAGACAGCAAACCUUUGGUGGGGAAGAUAGCAGUAAUGAAGAUGAUGAUGACACCGACGAUGAUGACCUUAUCAAGGUCAAGCGAAGGGAUCACGAUGUCGAGGGAGGACCCCUGGAGUUACAGUUGGACCACACCAAAGUCGAGGGCGAGCCGGAGGAGCCGCUGGUGGUGCCAAAGCGCGAAAAGCUGGUUACUAAGGCGUCGCUGGCUAAAAAGGCGCUCAAGAAGAAUUUGCAGGUUAACUCCAAGCUCAAGUUUGACGAAGAGGGCGAAACUGUGGCCGAUGAUCGCAGUCAAAUGAAGGCGCUCAGUUCCAGACAGCAACGCCAGCAAAAGGAUAAGAACAAGGACGACGAUGGUGGAAUAAACUUGGUGCUAUCCAAAACCCUGCUCUCAGAGGAGGAUCAGUACGAUAAACUUCGCUUCCGUGAGCUGGUCAAGAAGCGUCACAAGCUACAGCGCGAGAAGUUGCGCAAGAAGGCGGAGGCUGCCCAAGAAACGAGCGAUGACGAAGACGAAGACGAAGAAGGCGUCAACGAUCAGGAGGAUGCCGACGCCAAUAGUGACAGUGACAAUUCUGUGGACCUUUCCUGGCUUCCCGAUCCCGACAAAGUCUAUAAAAAGGAGUCCAAUCAGUUCAACCAAAAUGGAGAUCCUCAAUCGCAGCCUAAGCCAGAGCCCAGUUCCAGCUGCGAUGAUAAUGAAGAUGAUGGUGAAGACUCGGAUGACGAGCCCUCCUUCAAAAAGUCCAAGUUAACGAAUAAGAUGACGCUGAUGGACACGGAGGCCAUUGUAGCCAAUCUUUUGGGUAGUUAAGUGAAAAGUGGGUCUCGACUGUUUCAGUAAAUUAACACAAAUUAUUGUUAUUUCAGCCUAUAUUACGUAGGCUGAUAUUUAAGUUUCUGGCCUAGCUACGAGGGCUGCUAUUUAUAUUGGCAAUUGCUAUUGCUAUUGGUAAUAAUAAUGUCAAUACAUAAAAUCUGACAACACCAUAAUAAACUGUCAUUUUUUUAGCAUA